GUCAACAGGAUUGUAACUUUAAGGCCAAGAAAGUUUUGAAGAUUGUUUGUUGCUUAACCUGUGGCCAAAGAAGUUGAGAUUCUGAGGUUUAUAAAGAGCAAUGUUUCCGUUAGCAUAAACAUAUUCUAUAAUGUGUGAACGAAGCCAGAAACUGGUUGCUAGUCAUCUACACAAUUGAUAUUUUGAGAGUAAACAUUUAAGAUACAGAAAAAUGGCUGAAGCAAGUAAAGAUAAAAUUGUUGCUGGAGAGAAUAUUUUAAAUAUGCCAGAGUUUCAACCACAGAAUGUAAAUGUACAUCAAUUUUAUCCUGAACUUGCUCACAACUUUGACCAGAAUUCAACCAAGUUUCUCAAAAAUGGUAAAGAAUCAAAAGUAACUGAUCCCUGUGAGGAUGUUGAACAAGAAGAACUUGAUGCAGAGUAUGGGACGUCUGGACCAUUAGUAACAGUGGAAAUAAAUGAUAACAAUUCUGCUGAUAAUGAUCCUCAACCUGACUUUGAUGCAGAAGAAGAAGAAGAAGCUGGUGUGUUUCCAACUGCUGUUGAUGAAGAGACCCUUGAUGCUGCAAAAGCAAGGCAGAAGAGUAUUUUCACAACAGAAAAUUGGCAGAGUCCAGUCAACCAAAUUAAUCCAGGCAUGCAAGAAAUUAUUGAUGAGACCAUGCAACAACAUUUAGACCAUGCUGUGCAACUGAAAGAAAAUGGGGAGCAUCAAGCAGCCCUGCUCUUCCUGAACAAGGCUAUUAGUCUGGUUCCAAAUAACCCUGGGCUGUAUGUACAAAGAGCAGAGAAUUAUAUUCAGCUGUGUGACUUUCAAUCAGCCAUCUUAAAUUUGAAGAAGACUUGUUUACUAGAUCCUCACAAUGACGACUGUUAUGUUCAACUGGCAUUUCUAUAUUUCUUCGAAGGACAAACAUUGUUUGAUAAGCAGUUAUAUCCUGAAGCACUGGAGUCUUUUUCCCGUGCAGCGGAGAUGCAACCAAACAAUAUUGGCUACCACAUUAGAAGCAUAUCGUGUUUAGCUGCUCUCCAGCGACAUGGAGAAUGUCUGGCUUUGAUCAACAAGAGGCUGGAGAUAGACAGCAGCAAUCCAGAUCUCUAUAUCAUGAGGGCUAGACUCCACGAGAUGUUCAGAAAUACAACACUAAGCUAUUAUGAUGUCAAGGAUGCUCUGACAAUAAAUGAUAAUCACUUUGAGGCAAAAGAAAUGAUGUCAAUGUUAGAAAAACGAGCUGCGGAUUAUAAAUCACAAGCCAUGAAUCUCAGUGUUCUGGGCAAGAACAGAGAAGCUUUGCAGAAAAUAUCUGUAGCAAUAGAAACAAACCCAGCUGUGGCAGAUUUUCACGUGCAUAGAGGAGCUCUUCACCGUAAAUUACAUGACUUUAAUGCUGCCAUUGAUGACUUCCUUUUGGCUUUGGAUAAGUGUGAGCACAAUGAAGAGGAUCCUGUGUAUUCAGAUGCCCAACGUCAGUUGCUUCUCACUUACAACGACUUUGCUGUAGAGUGCUUUCAGAAGUCCUUUUAUGACGAGGCAAUCAUUUUGCUCAAUAAGGCCAUCAAGGGAGAAAAAAAUGAGAAGGGGCUCUACGUAAAUAGGGGAGAUUGUUUUUUUAAGCAGAAUGAACUGAACUUUGCCUUACAAGAUUACCAGCAAGCUCUUGAACUGGAUGCAUCUGAUUUAGGGGUGAAGGCCAGAAUUGCAGUCGUUCAACAUGAAUUUGGAAUUGACAACUAUCAAAAUAAAAAUUAUGUUGUUGCUCAAACAAAGUUCACACUUGCCAUUCAGUAUAACCCACGAGUUGGUCAGUUCUAUAUUUCCCGUGCACGGACCCGCUACAUGAUGGAGAACUCAGAUGGUGCCAGACAGGAUUUGGUAAUGGGCUUACUGCUAGAUCCAUCGAAUGAAGACAUUGUCUCAAUUCUCUCACGUCUGUUUCCUGGCAAGUCGGUGGCCGAUGUCAUUGAUAGCCCUGCAGCGGCUGGAGCCCAGAGAGCAUUGCACAACCUUGUGUCCACCGUCUCCCCAGUUAGAUUGCAGCCUCUCCCAGCUAACAGGUCUGAUGAGUUUGAUGAUCAAUGCAACACUGAAGCCAGUUCACCAACACAUGACUCGCCUGUUGUUGAAAUAAGCAGAGGGUUAUCAUCACUCAAGUCGUGUAUUACUGAUAAGGAUUUUAACCUCAAGUUUAUUAAUCAGAAGAAAAAGGCAAACUACCAGGUGAAAGAUGCCUUGUUGAACAGAAAACCACUGAAAAACACACAUCCUCGGAUUCAGCCUUUACCUCCAGCGGUUCAGUCAUCAGAAAGAAGUGAUCAAAAACCUGGUUCAUGGAGGACGUUUAGUCUUGGCAUUGGAAUAAAAUAACCAGUUGAAUGUGGACCAUGUGAAGCAGUUGGUAUAACUGUCUGCUGUAAAAGACUUAAUUACUGCUUUUUAAUCAAGAACAAACAAAUGCAUGUUAUUUCAUCUAACUACCGGUACUGACAGAGGUUUGUGUAGUUUGUACUCCAUCCUCGUCAUCUGUGUUUUCACCUACCUCCAGUCAGCUAUAGAACUUUGUCUUCAUUAUGUGAAUGCAAUUUUGUGUGAUAUUUUAUGAAGAUUUUUAUUUACAUUAAAGUAACUUUUUUUAUCAGCAAGAAUAUAUGGACAGUCUUUGUUUAAAGGCAAGCUUUCUUGAGAAAAUAUCAGCCAAAUCAGUAAUAUAUUUCUAAGUUUUUUUAUAUGUCAGCAAUAUAUGUUAUGUUUGCAUGUAUUGAAUUUUAAUUUUUGGUGGUCAACAUGAAGGGUAUAUCAAUUGUGAGUUACAAUUUUUGAUAUAGUAACUACUGUAAAUCGAGUUUCAAACCCUGAAAAUAUUAUUUUACUGACCCAUUUAUAAAGCAACCCACAAAAAGGCCUAAAAUAGAUUGAGUUAUUUUAUUUUCAACAAUGAAAAUAAUAACUGGAUAAUGUGUCCAGUUUCUUCAAUAAAUGGAAUUACUUUAAAUCAGGAAAGGUUAGUGAGCAUGAAAUAUUAGCAAAAAUUUAGAGAGUCCAUACAAAAUACUAAUAGUUCAUGAUGCUAAAGAGACUGUUCUGAAAAACGUUUGUGCUAUUGUUUAGUGUUUAACUGAAUUAACAUACACCAGUGGUUACAUGAUAUUGAUGACAACAAUAGUUAGCAUGCAUAUUACUGCAAUUUUCUACUAAAUUUAAUUUUCUGUAAGUUACCUAAUGUCAAGAUAUAUCAAAAGUAUUCUUUCAGCUGAUCAAAGAACUCAAGCUUAUAAUUUGUUAAUGUCUGAUAAAGCCAGUUCACUAAUAUGUCACUACUUUGGAUUUUGCUAAAUUUUAAGAUUGCUAAUAUUUUAUAAUUUAUAGUACUUAGGAACUUUAACUUUGUACAUCAAGUCUUUUUAAUCAAGUCUCCUAACAGCAAGAGAGAAUUAUAUAUGUCCUUUAGUGGAUGGUGAACACUUUUUAUAGCACUGUACAGUAUGGUAUAUUGUGCACAGACAGCAACUUUACUUACUAACAAAUUAUAAUGAUUAUAUUCGGACAUAAAUCUGACAACUUUUAACAGCCAGGUGUUUUGUUUUUGUUUUGUUUUUUGUUUUUUUAAAUAAAAUGUAUCAAUUGACCCCAGAAAGCAAAUAUGAUACUGCCAAGGUUGAGUCCCUAGCUGAUGUCACUACUUUACUGGGUUAUAAACAUUGUACAUAAGUGAAUAAUAAGAAGACCUUAUGUGAGGAUUGAGAUCUCCUAAUCAUGUUUUUUGUAAUAAUGACAUUCAAGACAAGUCAAUGGUUCAUACAAAUGUUAGAUGUGUUCAUUAGUCAAGCUUAAUCAUGUUCAAUGUAUGCUUAUUAAUGGCACUGAAAACAACCUAUAACUGUGUGCAUCAAAUUAUCUGAAUAGUACUUACUGUAAUUAAAAAAUCAAUUGCAUCAGAGUAUAUCAUAAAGUGGGCUAGUUAGUUUCAUAAUUAUGUUUCCAAAGCAAUCCCAUGAAAUGUUUGAAUAAUUUUAUUCCUGACAGGAACAAGAAGUCAGACUGAUCAUAGAAGUCAGACUGAUCAUAGAAGUCAGACUGAACAUUCAAUUAGAAGAAUUUUAUUUUAAUUGGAUUAUUGGUUAAUUUUUGCAACAUAUGUCACUACAUUUAUGAAUUACUUCAUCAAUUAAUAAUACUUGGUUUUCACUCACUGUAACAUGUUGAAGAGUGAGAUUUUUCCAUCGCUGUAACAUGUUAAAAAAUGACAUUUUCACUCACCUGGGUUCUUCAAAAACUAGGGUCUGAACCACAUAUAAUAAUGUAUAAAUACAACAGUAAUAAUGAACCUGGAUAUAUGGAAACAAAGAGUUUUAAUACAUAUGGAGUUAACAGAGAAGCUGGAAAUAAAAAGAUAAAAAAUAUUAAAUGGAAGGAAGGAAAGACAGAAGGAAAGAAUAAAUUUUGAAAUAGAAA
Messenger RNA from Gigantopelta aegis, 4450 nucleotides. RefSeq names its product tetratricopeptide repeat protein 16-like. The transcript is spliced from 12 exons. NCBI's taxonomy places the organism in Eukaryota, Metazoa, Mollusca, Gastropoda, Neomphalida, Peltospiridae. Bases 212 to 2365 code for a protein of 717 amino acids. Gene Ontology annotation, molecular function: protein binding. The record is from RefSeq and is a predicted model, not a curated record.